UUUUGAUGUUAAGAAUUUUUUUUUCCGUUAUUAGUUAUAAAUAUUAUGUCUGAAAACAGUUUUUAUUUAUUUUAGAAUUUAAAACUGUUUUUAGACAUUUUGUCACGUGGAUUUACAGGUUGUAAAAGCAUCUACAAUUUGGCUUUAGGAGAAAACAAUGAAGUUUAUUUAAUUCAUCAAAAAUGUUUACAAACAGAAACUAGAUAUAUUACCUUUAUACAUCUACACAUCCGUCUGCUAGUUGCAACAUUUAUCGAUAAUGCAUUUAAACACACAACCCCCAAAUAAAUGGAUGCAGAAGAGAAAAUACACGUUUAUUGCGUUUUCAAUUCAGAUUAUUAUUAUCGGAAUGGAAUACAGUCUAACUUUUUUAACAUUAUGGUUGUAUAUCAAGGAAAUGAUGAAUACGAAAACGCCGAAGCUAUUUUAUAGUCUUGUCUCUGUUUCUUACAUGCUCACAUCGUCAAUUCUGACACCAUUUAUUGGAAGAUUCGUUGAUAGAAAUAGAAAUGUCAGUAUCUGUUUUUUAAUUUGCAAUAUGCUGAUGUUUAUUGGAAAUAUUUUUUACAGUCUCCCUUUUUCACCAUACUUUUUAAUUGGAGGAAGAGUUAUCGCAGGUUUUGGUGGAACUUUAAAAUCUGUUAUUGUAAGUGAAACAAUUCGGAGUUACCCGGCAUCUGAAAUAAGUUCAAAAUUAUCAAUUUUAUCAGUUAUGAAAAAUUUAGGUUACAUGGUUGCUCCAGGUAUCAACUUCUUUUUUAAAGGUGUAAACUUUUCUAUUGGUCGGUGGCAUUUAAAAGAUCUAAACUUUCCCGGUUUUUUCAUGGGGUUAAUUUGUGUAAUCAUGGAGGUUGUGACCAUAACCAUGGUACAUAAUCUAUCAAAAGAAUUCGACUAUAAAGCAUUAGAGGACAAAAAUGAAGCUGAUGUAAUUGAAAUAGAAGUCUCAAAAAUUGAAAAAGAUAAAAAACCUCCGAUAUUGCAAAACAACGAUAAUGAAAAUUCUGUUUUGAUUGUAACCCCAAAAGAGCAUACUGUUGUUAAUAUUUUAAAAAAGUUGUUUUUCCAUAUUGAUUCCGCACUAAUUUUGUUUUCAAGCUUUUUUCUCGCAUUUUUUUUAGUAAACACGGAUAUAUGGUUGCCAUUGUUAGUUAUAGAAAAAAUGCAUCUAUCUAUUACCGAAAUGAACAUUUCCUUUUUGGGAUCAGGUGUUUUUUGCGCCUUAUCAUUAUUACUGUUUAUGUGGAAGCCAUUGACAGAUAAAAAGAUGAUUUUGCUUUUAUUAAUUGGUUUAGGAUGUUUUUGCAUUAUAAGCGCCGGAUUUGUUAUUCUGUCAUUAUACCCGUUCAAUAAAGCGUUAAAUGUUGUGUUUUGCGUUGUGUAUAUGAUUGGUUUUGGAGUUGCACCAAUUAUAACAGAUGUUUUUCUCAUUAAUGCUCUUGCUAAGAUGGUCAACUCAAACGUAUUAACAUUUGUUGACGGUAUUCGAUCGUCAAUGUUCUUUGGUGGCGCGUUCUUGGCUUUUGCUAGCUCCGCAUUUUUGUUUGAUUAUGUUGAGAUUUUUGGGACAGCUUUUGUUGUUGUUAUGAUACUUAUUGGAAUCUUUUUUAGUAUCAGAAAAAGUAAUUUACUUUAUCCUGAACUUUUACUAUGAUAAACUGUUUAUUAUUUUAAUUAAAUAAUUUUACAUAAUCUAGAUUAAAAACUCUUAAUUGAAUAAUUUA
Hydra vulgaris (swiftwater hydra) is the source of this 1724-nucleotide messenger RNA. RefSeq lists its product as uncharacterized. Gene Ontology annotation, biological process: transmembrane transport. The record is from RefSeq and is a predicted model, not a curated record. Lineage: Eukaryota; Metazoa; Cnidaria; Hydrozoa; Anthoathecata; Hydridae. Gene Ontology annotation, molecular function: transmembrane transporter activity.